GAAGAUAUCAUAUAAAAAUUUAGUUAAAAUCGUUCUACCUGAAAGUUUAAAAUGAGCUUGCAACCAGAAUGCAACUCUGUGGUGUUUGUAUUAAAAAACAUACACCACCACAUUUUCGCUAGGUAACAAAAGAAAACGUCAAUUAUAAGAUUUUAGUUUUUUCAUAUUAGCAACGUUUUGGCGAUUUGUUUAACAAUUUUCAAUUAAAUAAUAAAAAUGGAUGUGCGACCGAAUCAAACUAUUUACAUUAAUAAUCUGAAUGAAAAGAUUAAGAAGGAUGAAUUGAAAAAAUCGCUGUAUGCCAUUUUCUCCCAAUUCGGUCAAAUCUUGGACAUAGUGGCGCUAAAAACGCUGAAAAUGCGUGGUCAGGCGUUUGUGAUAUUUAAGGAAAUCGGCAGUGCAUCGAAUGCGCUACGUACUAUGCAAGGAUUUCCCUUCUAUGACAAACCAAUGCGUAUCGCUUAUUCUAAAACUGACAGUGAUAUCGUGGCGAAGAUAAAGGGUACAUUCAAAGAACGCCCGAAAAAAGUCAAACCACCAAAGCCGGUGCAAAAUACCGAAGAUAAAAAGGAUAAAAAGAAAAAAUCAUCUAAUGCUGAGAAUACGAAUCCUAAUACACAAACCGAACAGCCACCAAAUCAAAUUCUUUUCCUCACCAAUCUGCCAGAGGAAACAAAUGAGAUGAUGCUUUCUAUGUUGUUCAAUCAAUUCCCUGGGUUCAAAGAGGUGCGUUUGGUUCCAAACCGUCACGAUAUCGCGUUUGUAGAAUUUGCCACCGAACUACAAAGUAAUGCGGCCAAAGAAGCAUUACAAGGUUUUAAAAUAACACCAUCACACGCUAUGAAGAUUACUUUCGCCAAAAAGUGAAAAGUCAACAACUGGGUUGGAGAUGCUCACGCAUUUUUCUUAUUUAAGAUUAGUAGUAUAUUUUUAUUUGCCUGCCCUCGCGCUGUGUGCAAAUAUUUGAAUUAUUUAUACUGAUAUUUAUGUAAAAUGAAAUGAUCAAACCUUAACUAUUCGCAAAUUCGAGCAGAAUUUAUUGCAAUAUAUCUUUCCACUUCUAAUUUAAAUUGUAAAUGUUCAUUUCAAAGUUAUAUCACAAAAAAUAUUUGCGCAAUGGUGGUGAGGAUAUUUCUUCGGUUAAUCUGAAGUGAAAACUCUCAAAAUAUUUUCCUUUAAUUAUUAUUAAAAAAAAAAUAUUUACAUAAAGAAAUGUACAAAAUUCAUUUGGAAAUAAAAUGCCAUAACUUGGCAAAUAUAAA
Molecule: messenger RNA, 1262 nt
Organism: Ceratitis capitata (Mediterranean fruit fly)
Lineage: Eukaryota; Metazoa; Arthropoda; Insecta; Diptera; Tephritidae
Gene: snf
Product: U1 small nuclear ribonucleoprotein A
Exons: 2
Coding region: 217-867 (216 amino acids)
Biological process (GO): mRNA splicing, via spliceosome
Cellular component (GO): U1 snRNP
Molecular function (GO): U1 snRNA binding
Source: RefSeq, a predicted model, not a curated record